This is a messenger RNA of Ilex paraguariensis (yerba mate), 1444 nucleotides long. NCBI's taxonomy places the organism in Eukaryota, Viridiplantae, Streptophyta, Magnoliopsida, Aquifoliales, Aquifoliaceae. The record is from the annotation of a GenBank genome assembly.
CUGCUGCUCCAAUUACCAGCAACAUGACCCAAUCGACAUGUCGACGUACAGAGAAGCUUUCGCAAAGAGAAUGGCUAUGGCCGGUCUCAAGCCACAUCACCGUAUUGCUAUUGGUGUUUCUGGUGGCCCAGACAGUAUGGCACUGUGUGUAUUAGCUGCCGGAUGGAAGAGUGAUGGCCUAAAUGCUGCUUCCCAUAUGAGCAGUGGGUUCAUUGGUGGACUUUUGGCAAUAGUUGUUGAUCAUGGAUUCCGUGCUGAGAGUAAACAUGAAGCGAGCAUUGUUUGCCGUCGAGUUAUGGAUAUGGGAAUCAAAUGUGAGAUUGCUCAUUGUGAAUGGUCAAAUGGUAAGCCCAACCAGGGUCACUUACAAGAAGCAGCUCGUGAUAAGAGGUAUCAAAUUCUACAGGAUGUUUGCGUUCAACACCUGAUUGGCGUGUUAUUAAUAGCACAUCACGCAGAUGACCAGAAACAAAAGCUUACAAGCAUAAUGCAGGCGGAGUUAUUCAUUCUCAGAUUAUCUCGUGGUAGUGGUGUGCUUGGACUUGCUGGCAUGGCAUUCACUUCCCAAUUGUUCACUAAAUGUUCAGAUUUUGAUGGUGAAGCUUCAAGCAGGCAUGGCAUUCUAUUAGUGCGACCACUCUUGGAGUACUCAAAAGGCGACAUGUACAAGAUAUGUCAAGGGGGUGAUCAAGAAUGGGUGGAAGAUCCAACAAAUCAAAGUGCAUUGUUUGCUCGUAAUAGGAUCCGUAUGUCAUUGAAAAACUUGUCAUCAGCGAUCUUCAAUUCUGAAUUACAAGCAGUUAUAUCUGCCUGUCGGAGAACACGGUUGCAUGUUGACCAAAUUUGUCGUAAUUUAUUAAACAAGGCUGUGACUGUCAUGCCUGGGGCGGGGAGAACCCUCUUGAAAGAGACAUGGCCCCAAUACAAUAAGUGUGCUGUUGACUUUCUGUAUAUGAUUCAUAUAUUAAUACGGGAGUCUACAUUUGAAUAUGAUAUGCGGUGUGCAUUGGUCCCGGUUGGAAUCACCAAGUUUUCGAAGCUGAUCGAAAGAGCUACGGAAUUCAAAGAGAAUACCCCCGCUGAAACACAGCCUUUGCCGGAUCACCAAGCUUAUUACUCUCUAAAUCUGCCAACUGCUUCAGCCAAUAUUGCCACAGCUGAAACAGAGGAUGAUGUAGAAGAAGAAAAUCUCCCGAUUCAGCCUUCUUCUACAUCAUCGGUUUCCCCUUCCCCUUCGCUACCAGCUCCUUCUCACCUUUCGAACCGACCGCUUCCCGAUCUCAACCUUCCCCCGGCUCCUUCGCCGGAGCCUGCCCCUCCUGCACCACUUUCGGCGGAAGAAGAACAAGACCUUCUAACGAAAAGGGAGCAGGUAAAGCGUGAACUGCGGAUACUCCUGAGAAUUGGCUAUGACCGCAGGGGUCGGAAUGAGAAAAACGGUUGA